Messenger RNA from Prunus mume (Japanese apricot), 877 nucleotides. Lineage: Eukaryota; Viridiplantae; Streptophyta; Magnoliopsida; Rosales; Rosaceae. The record is from RefSeq and is a predicted model, not a curated record.
UCCCAUACCAUGUAUAUAUUGAGCAGAUGACAGAGAGAAAGAAGGCAGACUUAUGCACCUAAUUGAACUUUCAAUUGCAAAAUUUGAGGAGAACUUGUGCAGAUUAAAGGCUUCAGAAACUGUCUGUUCUUCAUCAUUCUCAUCCAUAAGUCAAAAACUAACUAGACUUCAGGAUUUGCAUGAAUGUGUUGAAAAUUUUCUCCUUUUGCCACUCACUCAACAAGCCUUGGCACAGGAGUGUGGAGACAAAUGGAUCAAUGAACUACUAGAUGGAUCUUUGAGGCUCCUGGAUGUGUGUGGCAUCAUUAAGGAUGCCCUUUUGCAAACAAAGGAAUGCACGCAUGAACUUCAAUCAAUUAUGCGAAGAAGACGAGGAGGUGACAUGAGCUUCAUAAGUGAGGUAAGAAAAUACCUUACCUCUAGGAAGGAUGUCAAGAAGGCCAUGAACAAUGCAUUAAAGGUCAGGGAAAGUAACUGCACAGACAAAAACCACGAGACACCUGCUGUGGUCAACAUGUUGAAAGAGUUAGAUGCGGUCACUAUUGCUGUGUUUGAAUCCUUGUUGUCCUUUAUAGCUGGUUCAAAAUCAAAAUCAAGCAGUUGGGCAUUUGUUUCCAAGCUGGUGCAGCCGAAAAGAAUAGCUUGCAAGGGCGAGGAAGUUGCGAAUACAAACGAACUUGAGAAGGUGGAUGCUGCAUUGCAAUCCCUUGUUAGUCACAAGUCAAAAAAAUCUGAUAACACAAUACAAGUCGAGGAUGUGCAAAUUUGGCUCCAGGAUUUGGAGGCAAACAUUCAAGACAUUGAAGAAGGACUUGAGUGCCUGCUCAGGCGCUUAAUCAAAACCAGAGUUUCCCUUCUCAACAUAUUCAGCCAUUAG